Molecule: messenger RNA, 1434 nt
Organism: Zea mays
Lineage: Eukaryota; Viridiplantae; Streptophyta; Magnoliopsida; Poales; Poaceae
Product: tubulin-folding cofactor C
Exons: 1
Coding region: 88-1137 (349 amino acids)
Biological process (GO): tubulin complex assembly; post-chaperonin tubulin folding pathway
Cellular component (GO): cytoplasm
Molecular function (GO): tubulin binding
Source: RefSeq, a predicted model, not a curated record
AGCGUCACUUGCAUUUGCAAGCCUACUCGACGCCUUCCUUCACUCCCCCCCAGGUCAGGCCCCAGGCGGUCCAGCGCCGCCGCCGGAAUGGAGCCGGAUUCCGAUCAGCCAAAGGCUGCCGCCCGUGGGGGCCACCGCAAGCACCUGGCCAUGCUCGAGCGCCUCUCCAAGCGCUCCUCCUCCUCGGUCGGCGCCCCACCCUCGGACUCCUCUGAUGCCUCCCCCGUCGAAGCCUUCCUCUCCCGCUUCGCCGACGCCAAGCUCGCCGCGGAGUCAGCACUCUCCGCCUGCCGCUCCUCCUCCCCCGAAGACGACGCGGCCGCAUCUCUGGCGGCUGCUGCGGCCGCCAUCGAUGACAUCGAUCGCCUCAUCGCCGAGGCGUCCCAUGCACUGCCCCCCUACGAGCUCCGCGCCGCCCUCGCCACCGCCGCCGACCUCCGCGCGGCACACAGUGUUGCCGCCUCUGAGCUCCGUCCCAAGAAGUCCUUCUCCUUCAGGAACAAGAGCAGGAAUCCGAGGAACCCGCCUCAGGAUCGUGUCACCGCAUCACCACCGCAGCCACCUCCUCCGGAGCAGCCGAAACCUAGUCUUGACGCGAUCCUACCAGGGUUCGGGUUCCGGGGCAGGAACGGCGCCACCUUCGUGAAGGAUCUGCGAGUCUCCAACGACAAGGAUGGGGAUUUCACGCUCGCGGAUUUGGUUUCCUGCGAGGUCUAUCUCAAGGGCAAAUGCCGGGCGCUGUACAUCCAUAAGCUGAGAGAUUGCCGUGUGUUCGUCGGGGCUGUUCUUGGUUCUGUUCUUAUAGAAGACGUAGAUGGCUGCAUAUUUGUGAUGGCAGCACACCAGAUCAGGAUCCAUGAGGCGAGGGUGACGGAUUUCUACUUGCGGGUGAGGAGCAGGCCUAUCAUUGAGGACUGCAGUGGUGUGAGAUUUGCACCAUAUGUUUUGAAUUAUGAAGGGAUUGGAGAAGAUUUGAAGGACUCCGGACUUGAGGAGGAGACUGGUAAUUGGGCUAAUGUGGAUGACUUCAAGUGGCUCAAGGCAGUGCAGUCACCAAAUUGGCGGUUAGUUCCAGAGGAAGAACGGUUGCAAACUGUGAACAUUUCGGAGCUUCAUAAACAGGAAGAUGAUAGCUGACAAGGAUUGCUGUCAGGUCUCAUUUUGGUUUUCUUCUCUGGAUUCAUUAGUUUAUUUGUGGUUGUGGGGAUAAUGUUUCGGUUGUUUAAAGUUGAUUGCUUGUAAUUGUACCAAGAGCUUUCUGAAUUCACAAUAUGAAGCUUGAAACAAUUUGGUGUCCUAAACAAGAUUAGUUCAGUGGUUUGCAUAGCCAAAAUUGAUAAGAGCAGAGAGUUUGGUGAGCUAGAACCAUGCUUCAUGUUGGGAUUCUACUAAAUAUUUCAUAGUGUUGAAACUACUUUCUUUUAGUUCCAUUGA